UAUCGCGAGUUGUGUCGUAACUAGCAGCAGACUUACUCACGUCACGUGAUCAGUCUACGAAGAAGCAGUAACUUUGUGCUCAUGGAAGCGGCUUUGGAGCAGCAUUUGGAGGAUACAAUGAAAAAUCCCUCCAUUGUUGGAGUGAUAUGCACUGACUCACAAGGUUUAAACUUGGGGUGCUGUGGGAGCCUAUCCGAUGAGCAUGCUGGCAUAAUUUCCAUACUUCCUCAGCUAGCAGCUAAACUUACUGCGGACCACACUGAUGUGCCUGUUGUCUGCAUGGAAUCAGAUUCUGGAACCAUAAUGAUUCAGAAGCAUGACCAGCUGACUGUUGCUGUCCACAAAAUGUCCUCUUAAAGCUUUGUGUGAAGACUGAAUAUGACUCUCCACCUUAUUCUACUGGCUGCCGUUUCUGAAGCAUGGAGAUUAUGGCAGCAGCUCCACUGAUAUAUAUUUACAAAUGCCAUGGGCCUUUUUAUAGCAAUGUUACUUUACGAAUAUGAAUUAAAGUGGAACUUCAGGCAAAAUA
This is a messenger RNA of Rana temporaria (common frog), 529 nucleotides long. It is a transcript of the gene LAMTOR5, whose product is annotated as late endosomal/lysosomal adaptor, MAPK and MTOR activator 5. The transcript has 4 exons. Gene Ontology annotation, biological process: positive regulation of TORC1 signaling; cellular response to amino acid stimulus. Lineage: Eukaryota; Metazoa; Chordata; Amphibia; Anura; Ranidae. The coding region runs from base 82 to 357 and encodes 91 amino acids. Gene Ontology annotation, molecular function: guanyl-nucleotide exchange factor activity. The record is from RefSeq and is a predicted model, not a curated record. Gene Ontology annotation, cellular component: cytoplasm; lysosome; Ragulator complex.